UGGACAGACAGAGACGGACAGGAUGGAUUUUCUCCGGCUUCACCUCCCUGGGCUACAUCAGGCCGUGAGGGGAGCACUGGAUUCCUUCAGCGCUUUUGUGUCCUACCUCAUAGGAGAUACAGUUCCCACGGUGGAGAGGGAGAGGCAGGCAGCUGAGGAACUGGGGGAAGUGGCUGCAGGGAAGCCGGGGAAGUUUAUACAGGAGGAAGCCCAGGAGGCGCUGGAGGGAUUUAGAAGUGACCAGAGUCAGAGGGUAGCAGCACCUAGAGAGAUCAUCAGAUGCCAAGAAGGAAGUUUAGCUGGUGAACAGGCAUGGGGGUGGAGAGCAGACAGCUCCCCAAGGCCCCGAGCAGAAAAGCAGGACACUGGGUCCAGGAAGGCAGCUGAGGGUGCCAGGGGCCAGGAGCCAAAUGCUCCGCUGAAGCCUGAGGCAGGGCCUGGGACUCAGAGAGACAGAAACAGUAAGAGAGCCCAGGAGAUCUGGGAGCACGGUGAGCAGGAAGUGAAUAGUGGGGAGCCGCUGAGAACCUGUGAACAGAAAGAAGAAGAGGAGGAGGUGGUCAGAGCAGCAGAGCCCGGAAUGGCCAGGGGUGUGGAGUUGUCACAACCAGCCUGGCACAGGGAGCCUGAGGGGAAUGCUGGUCCUGACGGGCAGAAUGUAACAGAGGAUAGCAAAGAGACAGACUGGGUGGCCAAGGAGGUAGUCACAGAAACUAAGGGGUUUGAGGGCAAAGGGGCUGAUGAGGAAGAAGAGAGGAUAGUCCUGGUGAGGGAUGGCCAAAGUGCAGGGACACAGGGAGCACAACACCCAGGGGCAGAAUCUGAGGCCUGGACAGUCUCAGGCAGGGAGGACGCUGAUGACUUAGGCAUUAGGGAAGCAGACUAUGGGCUAGACUCAGAAGACAGCAUUCCAGAAGCUACUGGGAGAGUCUGGGUCCUAGAAGAGGCUUGCCAGGGAGAGCAGCAAGGUGAGAUGGAUGAGAAGAGAGAGGCUGAAGCUAGAGACGAGCCCCAGACCCUGGAGACCGAGAGGACUGAAGGCCAGAUAGUAGGGAAGGAGACUGUGGGAGACCAGGAGAUGCAGGGCAGCUUUGAGGGCGAAGAAAGGCAAGACUUAGCCAGUGCUGAUAGGAGGGUGAGUCUGGAAGAGGAGAUGCAGGUAGAAGAGCUCCCUGAGGAGGAAAGGGGCUAUGGGACCACAGAGGCUGUGCUAGCCCUGGACAAGGAGGCUAAAUGUGAGCCUGACUUGGAAGACUCUCCAGAAGCCAGGCCUGAGGAGUUGUUUAUGGCAGAGGAGAGUGAGGCCACUCAGAUGAGACUAGAGGUAUUGAGAGCAAAGGUCACCGAAGGACAGGACCCUGAGCUGCUGAGAGGUUCCCAGACCUUGACUGAACACCUUGAGGAAGGACAGCAGGGUCAGGAAGAGACCAGGAGAGCUCCAGACCUGAGCCCAGAGGGGGCGCUGAGCUUGGAGGACUGUCUCAGGCCUGUGGGAUUUGCAGAUCCUGAGCUAGAAGCUCAGGAAAAUCAGGGAAGGGAUGUGGACAAUAGAAACACCCAGGAUGUAAAAGUAGAUGCAGAAGAAGAAGAAGAAGAAGAGGAAGAGAUUGCAACAGGACAGGCAGUGGAGGUCGAGGUUGAAAGAGGCCAGGAGUCCCAACAGCCAGAGGUUCCAGGGUGGGGAGCAGAGGCAGAACCGACCCCCAUAGCAGUGGACCAGGAGCUGGAGGGAAGCCAAGGAGCAGAGGCAGCGACAGGCCAGUCAGUGGAAGAAUUCGAGCCCACGGAAAGCAAGACUAGUGAGGGGGAGGCUGCAGUGCCUUGGGAGACAAACAGAAUGUGUAGGAAGAGGAGCCUGGAGGAGGUGGCCCUGAGCCUGCAGGGCAGUGAAGAUACACAGACCAGUUCUUCAGAGGCUGAGAUUAGCAUGGGCAUCAGGACUGUGGGAUCUGAGGAAGGGCUGGAAUGGGAAGCUGGGGUGAGUCAAGAGAGGGAAUUUGGGAGAGCCCAGCAUUCCAAGGGCAGAGGGGAGACCAAGGGAGGCAUGGAGCUGGAAGAGGCUACAGAGACGCAAAGUGGGCAGGAAGUUGCCUCGGAGAGCUCAGUAGAGGAGAAGGCGCCUAGUUAUGAUAUCCAAGAAAUUGGUGGGACUGGAGAGAGAGAGCAGGCAGAUAUGGGGACAUCUGUAAUGGCAGAAGGAAUGACAGGAAUAGAUGGCGUGACUUUAGGCUCCCAGACAGAGAAAGCUGAGGGGUCUAUAACCAUCGUGGAGACUGAGGGGCGCCUAGGAGAUCAGAUGUCCUUAGACGAAGAAGCUGGAGGAGGGCUAUGGAGAGAGUGGGAAGCCCACAACUCUGAGAGAGAGACACAAAAGCUGCAUGAUGUGGAGGAUGCCGAGAGAGAAGCACAGAGGACAGAGAUCCAGGAGAAUGAUCCAGAACCCUCAGACCAAGAGAGGCAUCAGAUACACCAAAUCCCCACACUAACUGUGCCUGGCUUCUCUGAAUCGGGUGGGGCCACAGCAAGUGCCCCAGGGGAUGCUCACAGCAGCUGGAAUGAGGCCCUGCUCCCUGGAACCCUCCUGGACGUCUCUGUUCCACGGAGUCGUGUGCUUCUCUCUCGAAGUUCCUCACGGCGGCGCUCAAGGCCCUCGCUGCGCAGAAUUUCCGCUCCUGAGCCGCAGUAUGACCCUCCCAGUCCCCAACCCCAGGAGGAGCUGUUCCCUGAGCCGUCGCCUCUUCAGCCAGAGGAAACUUCAGAACUAAGUGCCACAAGGCCUGUAGACACUCCGGUGCCAGCCAGGAGAAAAAUGCUGGGACCUGGGUUCGGCUUCGCCCAUCCUGGCAUGAUGCAGGAGCUGCAAGCCCGACUGAGCCGGCCAAAGCCACAGUGACAGGGCCUAGAGCCCUUGUGAGACAAGCCUCCUAAGGGAGGGUCAGGACGCUCUGCUGGACUCUGGUUACCCUCGACUCCCUCAGCUACUGAAACAUAUCUUUGUACCUCUGUGGGCCUCACCUAAACCAGACGUUUAUGAAGACCUUGAAUCUAAGGAGUCUGAUCCCACAGUGUAAGCUGGUGGAGCACCGGUCCCACUGGCAUCUAUCAUGGGUCCCUCCCUGGUCACAUUUCCCAUCUAUCUUGGCUACUCAGGAGACUACAAGGAAGACAGGAUUAAGGAGACCUCCUUCCUUAAGUCUUCCCUGUAUGAUCACUCCCACCCAACUACCCAUCAUGCUAGAGCCCCACAGAGAGCUGUGUAAGGUAACACACCUCUGGGGUGGAAGUCAGCCUGAAGGAAAGAACUUCAAGGGCCUGGAGUUCAAAGGUCAUGAGCAGCAGACCAGCUGCUUUUGAGUUUCCAAAAUGAUAGCUCAACAUCACAACUCUACAGGUUGCUAUGGUAACCUCCAGGCCAGAGUUGGGGUACAUUGUGGAAACUUCAAGAAUAUAGAAGUAGAGAAAGGUUCUGGGCAGGUAGAAGCUUCGGACUCUCCCCAAGCUGUCCUGCUCUUUGGGUGUCAGACACUCCUGUGAAGACAUGGAGGCUCAAAGUGGGCCAGAAGGCUUUAUUAGGCACCCGGCACGGUGGCCUAACUCAAGAAUGAGACAAUAAA
This is a messenger RNA of Microtus ochrogaster (prairie vole), 3614 nucleotides long. RefSeq names its product apolipoprotein B receptor (gene Apobr). The record is from RefSeq and is a predicted model, not a curated record. Gene Ontology annotation, cellular component: membrane. Gene Ontology annotation, biological process: triglyceride metabolic process; lipid transport. Gene Ontology annotation, molecular function: very-low-density lipoprotein particle receptor activity. Lineage: Eukaryota; Metazoa; Chordata; Mammalia; Rodentia; Cricetidae.